Effrenium voratum is the source of this 5434-nucleotide messenger RNA. Lineage: Eukaryota; Dinophyceae; Suessiales; Symbiodiniaceae. The record is from the annotation of a GenBank genome assembly.
GAAUGGGACUCUGUCCUUGGAGCUGUCCAACCUCACCUCCCAGAAUUUGGGCUCGGUGCCAGCUGGCUAUACGGACUUCGAGAUCCAGCUGAUCUCCACCUCGGACAACCGCAUGCGAGUUCAGCUGCGCGACGCGGGCGGGGCUUGCGUCGUUGGGGAGGACUGCCUGCUCAACACCUCUUGCGACAAUGCUUCGCAAUUCUGCCAUGAGCACCAGGGCAUGUUGGUGUCGUACGCCAAGCAGAGCUUCCCGGUGGGGGUGGAGGAAUGGGUGCGCCUGAAGGGCGUGCUGAUGUCGUCCUUCAGGGUGGAGAUUGCGCUGGAGAGGUGGAGCAGAUCGGUGUCUGUGGGGCGGCUGCACUACGCCCACCAGGGCACCUUGGAAUGCCCCAAGCCGCUUCCUGGGUGCACGCGCUGCAGGGACUACCAGGGCUGCGCCGUCAACGAGUCGCCGACCUGCCGCGGAGGCCAGGAGAUGCCCUUCUGCUCCUCCGAGCCCGUGCUGCCGGAGAAGCAGGAUUGGUUCGAGAUGCGCUUCUCCCCGCCUGUGGGAGCGACGUCGAACUGCGAAUGUUGCCACCUGCCUGUGGAGGAUGGCCCAGUGAAGGUGGGCCUCGGCCUGGCGGUGUCCAACAGCAGCGCCCAGGUCACCCUCACGGCGCUGCACGCCUUGUUCCGCUGGGUCAACCAGGAGCGGGGCGGCCUUUGCGUGAACUCCUCCAACGGAACCUCUCGCCGGCGUGCGGAGCUGCUGGUCUUGGACACGCAGCAGAGGCCCGAGCUGUCCCGCGCUGCGGUGCAGCGCUUGGCGCUGGACCACGGGGUGGAGCUCUUCCUGGGCCUCGAGGACGUGGACGCCAUGGCGGACAUGGCGCAGCGCCUCCAGGCUUUGCUGCUGGCCCCGGUUGCGGCCAGCGACGCCUUGCGCUGCGACUUCUGCUUCGGCCUCGCCGGCGCCCCGCGGCGCUUCCUGGCACCGGCGCUGGCGCUCGUCGCUGCGAAAGCGCCAGGCCGAAGGUCGGUGGGGUACCUUCAGGCGGAGGACGCCGUGUCACGGGAGACCUGUUCCGCUGUGCGGAAUCUGACGGCCGCAUAUGGCAUGGACCUCAUUUGGGCAGGUGAGUCCAGCAACUUGACAAGUUCGGGCCUCCAAGCGGAUGUGCUGAUCUUGUGCACGCAGCAGUUCACGCAGUGCUUGGACUUCAUCCAGGCGGCGAGCGAGACAUCGGCAACGGCAAUCGUGGUAUCCGGGCCCUGCGUGUCCAGCGGCCUCCUCCAGCUCCCGCACGGCGGCUUCGUGCUGGGGGUCGCGCCCCGCGACCUCUGGGCAAGCUACACUCCCAACACGGUGGAUGCAGGGUAUCAGCUCGAUGGGCAGGACUUCUCAGGGCUUUUGAAGCAGAUCCCCGGAUUGGAGGAUUCCGAAGACCUGCAGCUGCAGGCAGAGAUGGCCGCGCUGGCCAGCGGCAGGCACCUGGCGGCCCUCCACUGGGCCGCUGCGGCGGUGCUGCUGACGGCCGCCCAAGGCGGCUCCGCCGAGGCAGCUGCUGAGUACUUGGCGUCGCUGCAGCCCGGGGACUUGCAAACGAUUGUAGGCCCUGUGCAUUUCGGCGGGGAUCGGCAGGGUGCGGCCGGCGCCGUGGUGGUGCAGAGCCUCCUGGCCGAGGUUCAGCGCGUGGCGGUGAGCCAAGAGGGCUUGGUGUGCACCUUCGAGGACUGCUUUGAUGCCACAGGCGCUGCGCUGAAUAGCAGUAGCUCGCUCGACCUGCAGCGUGCAGUGCUCCCGCUGCCGCAGGCAGAUCGCGAGUGCUUCCGCUUGGGCCCCACCGCCUUCGGCUUCUUGCCGCCCCCGAUCGCUGUCUGCGGACCCUGCGGCUCCCAGGUGUCCGUCUACGACCCAGAGCUGCAGCGCCGCUUCUGCCAGAGCUGCACUGAGGCAGAGUUUCUCCAUACGUACGAGAACGGCACGGGGGCGUGCCUGCCCUGCGCCAGCAACGUCUCGUGCCCGGGCCAGCGGAGGCUGAACUGCGGCUGCGCCCCGUGCCCUCCAAACACCUUCGGCGCGGGCGACGGCCGAUGCGAGGACUGCCCUGUGGGCCAGUUCUCCGCUCCUGGGACAUUGGCCUGCAGCUUGUGCCCCGCGGGCAAAAGCAGCGCUGGCGCCGGGGAGUGCGUCAACUGCACGGCCGGCACCUUCAGCAUCUCCGGGACUUGUAGCCCCUGCCCCAGCGGCACUGUCGCGGACCUGGACGGCGCCACGGAGUGUGCGGUCUGUGCGCCAGGGCACCGCAGCAGCUGGGACGCCGCCAGCUGCGAGCCCUGCCCUGAGGGGUCCUUCCAGCCGGAGCCCAACGCCUCCGAGUGCCUGGACGCGGUGGAAGGCGCGGACUUCCAAGGCGCGGGCCUGGUGACCGGGGUGAACCAGGAGGGCUUCUGGACUCGGAGGAAUCGGCCGCUGUCGGCGCCCUCGGUGAGUUGGGAGCCGUGUCGCGUGCCCGGCGCCUGCCUCCGCAACGAGCGCUGCGCCGUGGGCGCCUGCGGCGCCCAGUGCCAGAGCUGCCUCCCCGGCCACGUGCCCGCGCCGGCCUUUGCCUUCGGAUCGACCUGCGUCGCGUGCCCAAGCGGACCGCAGACUCCGCUGGUGCUGGGACUCUUCGCGGUGCUGAUAUUGUGGCUGGCCAUGUGGCUGGCGCGGCUGGGGCUCACGCGUCAGGACAAUCCGAAAGACCUGCGCCUGGGAUAUGUGAAGAUCCUCCUGCUCUACGGCAUCUGCUGCGAUGCCCUGGCCACCACAGCCAUCGAGAUGCUUUCCAGCCUCCAGACCAGCCUGGGUCUCGAGCUCACCUCGCUGCUGGCGCAGGGCCUCUCGGCGUUCGCGCCCUCCGCGUUUCUCCGCGGCGCCGCGCGCUGCGGCGCGGACUGGGCGGUGCGGCGCCUGGGGCACGUCGCGAGCCUCGAGGCGGCGGCCAGCAGCUUCGUGGCUGGCGAUGCUGGUGCCGUCCCUUCGGCUGCGAUGCACUGGGAGAGUUUGGCGGAGGCGCUAAAAGGUUUGCGGCACUCCACUUGGUUCCAGCCGGAGUCGCUAGACUUGCGCGAGCAGCUGAAGGACUACCAGUCCUCGGUGGAGCUCUGCGCUCUGCUCUUCUGGCUCUGCGCGCCUCUGGCCUUGGCCUUCCUCGCCUUUGCGCUGUGCCUGGGCCGCGUGGCCUUCGUCCUGCGCCGGGCCAAGGCCUUCUACGCCCGCGCCGCGGAGUUCUACGAGGAGCUGGUGCAAGAGGGGACCAAGCAGGUGCUGGCGCAGUACGACGCGGAGGACUGGUUGGCCUUCAGCAAGGCCUACUUCCAGCGCCUGGCCUGGCUCUGGAACUCCGACCUGGCCCAGGAGGAGGGCGUCCGGGACUUCUUGAAGGCUUUCGGGUCCCAGGGCCGCCCUUUGCUGCUGGCGCUGCUGCUGGUCUUGUACGGCUACGUGCUGGAUGGGCUGCUGGAGCUCUGCGCCUGCUUGCCUCUGCUGCCCCAGGAGACUUUGCGGAGGGUCACGGUGGCGCCCGAGCUGCCGUGCUGGGGUCUCAUGGGCAAGCUGGCCUCAGGCUUGGCGCUCUUGUGGGCUCUGGGUGUGCCGGUGCUGCUGAGCAACCAGCUGCGGAAGGUGCGGAACGAGCUGCCGGACGACUUCGAGUUCCCGCCAGCCUUCUGCGUGCUGAGCUUCGGGUAUCGCUUGGGGUGCUGGAACUGGGAGAUGUACGUCUUCCUGCUGAAGGCGGGGAUUUUGGUGUCGUUGCGGGUGCUGGGCCCCUCCGGCCGCAGCAGCUUCCUGUUUCUGCUGGCGGUGCUGCACGGCUUCGUGUCGAGGGCGUUCGGCCCCUUCACGGCGCGCUCGGACUUCGCGCUGGUGAAGGCGGACAACCGCUUCGCGCUGUUCUUCGUGGGCCAGAGCAUCCUGGUGCAGGUGCUUGCGGUGUCCAGCACCAUCCCCAUCGUCAUGAAGAUCUUAGCGGUUUCUCUGGUGGCAGUGAUGCUGUGCCUGAAUUUGCUGAUGGUGCUCUCCCUUUUGCGCGCCUGUCUGGCGUGCUGGCAGGACACCUUCAUCGAGAGCUACGAGUUCUACGAAUGGGCCUUGUGGCGCGACGGCAAGCGGAACCGCCGCUGCCUGGGGCUCUCGUACCGCCUCACCAACCUGCUGCUGAGGCGCUACAAGCGCCGGGUGCGGCAGCGCGCCUACGUGAGCUUCGACUCCCGGCGCGGUUGGCUCACCGUCUGCGGCUCCCACGGGGACGCCGCCAUGGCCGUGGCCAACCUGGCGGCCAACCUGUCCCAGGCCCCAGCGGUGCCGGUGCCGGAGGUGCAGGCGGCCACCUCCGCGCAGCGCCGGAAGGUGCAGAAGUACCUGCAGCAUACCGCGGAGCGGCUGUGCCUCAUCAAGGGCUGCCCCACCUUCAGCGUGCUGGAGCUGGAGUUCAUCAUCCGCGCCGCCUUCGUCUUCGCGCGCCGCGCCGAGCUCGCAAGGAGCAAGCUCACGAAGCAGCUGUCCUUAAUCUCCAGGGAGGAGUCCUUUAUGGGCAUGGACGCCUUGCAGCUGCUCUGGGACUCCAUGGAGGCCGACGGGGCACCGGACGCCGACUCUGAUGCCGACGCCGACGACGUGCCUGCUGCUGCGCGCGGGCGGAAGUCCACCUUUGCGCGGCGGACGCGGAAGUCGACGUUUGCGAGGCAGACUCGGGAGUCUACUUUUGCGAGGCAGUCUCAGGCGUCCACCUACUCCGAAUACUCCAUGGGGCCAGUGGAGCCAACGGAGAGUAUGGGCAGCUCCUACGAGCCGCUGAGCGCGUCGGUGCGCAAACGCUUCAGAACAUCGCUGCUCACCGAGAGUUUCUUCAAUGAUCCCACGAAAGUGCUGUUCUUCUACAGCAGGGUGGAGUUCAUUCGACAGGCUGAAAUGCGGAAGGUGCAAUCCAACGUGCGGAACCGUCUCUCCACGAUUCCAACCGAGAGGACAGCAGCUAUGGACCAAUGCUUUGCAUUGAUGAGAUGGCUAUGGGCCACGCUCGAGAAUCUGCCCGCUCGCAUGCAGGGUCGCUCGGUGGAGAAGCCGCAGGUCGAGGUCCUGCAGCGCCGUACCGCCAUGAGGAGCAACAUCAUCGGCGGCGGCCUAGAUGUGACAGACCCGGUGAUGCAGGAGAUGUUCAGCGAGGAGACCUUUGCGCGGGGCCUGGAGCUCCAGGAUUUCCAGAUGGGGCUCAUCGUGGUGGAGCACACCAAGGAUGCCGACCUCAAGCUGCUUCAGGACGCGUUUCAUGACCGCUGGUUUCAGCACAGGCUGCUGGUGGAGCAUGACAUGCGGAUGCAGCAAGGCCACCUCAAGGAUCAAGGCGUGCAGGCAGAUGCUGAGGAGGAACUCGGAGAACAGUACGUGCAGGCGGGUCAAGCCCGUUGA